This is a messenger RNA of Anoplophora glabripennis (Asian longhorned beetle), 896 nucleotides long. RefSeq names its product golgin subfamily A member 5-like. The transcript has 3 exons. Lineage: Eukaryota; Metazoa; Arthropoda; Insecta; Coleoptera; Cerambycidae. The coding region runs from base 36 to 686 and encodes 216 amino acids. The record is from RefSeq and is a predicted model, not a curated record.
AAGCUAAAGAAGAAACUAAUAUCGCCGAAAAAGAAAUGGUUAAAAUUAACAAUGAUUUGCUUCAGAAACAUAAGGAACUAGAGAAGGAACUUCAUGAAAAGGAACUCCUUCUCAAAAAAUUAAAGAAACUGGAGAACCAAAAAACGCUGCUAUCCAGAGAAAUGGAAGACCUCCAGGUAUUGCUCCAGGAAUACUGUGACUCAGAACAGUACAGUGAUGAAGAACGUGAGGCUAUUGCUAAUUUACAGAAACAAGUUGAACAACAGAAACAAGAGUGGGAGUCACAAAAGGAAAAUUUAGCCAAUGAAAAGGAGUUAGCAAUUCGUGCAGCAAAAUUUGCUACACAGAAGCUAUUAGACACCGUAUCUGACUUCCAAAAGCAAGUGGAUACCCAAAAGAAAGUCCAAAAUAUGUUAACUAAAAUGUUACAUGAUAAAGAAGAGGAAUUAAAGAUUGUUAAAUCCAAAAUAUUUUCUAUAAAUUCAAUCACGAGUGAUUUAGAAGUCGAUGUUCCAGUAAAUGAAAUAUUCAAAAGGAAUAAUGGAAUCAGUCUAUCAAACCCAGCUACUACGUCAUCAUUUCAUACUUCUUACUCUAAUGGCUCAAGAUGUGUAUUAAAACAAAAUUAUGAAGAACCUGACAUUAACCCCAAAAUAUUAAAACAAUCAGAUGAGUUGCCUGUAUAGGUUUGAUAUAAUUCGUGAAAUAUUUUACUUUAAAUAAGUACAUCCAAAAUAAUUUUUUUUAUAUGCUUAUUGUAUUUUUGAUUUAUACUGAUCAUACUUCACAUAAACUAUAAUUCUGCUAUGCCCAAAAGUAACAAGAUGAAGAUAUCCAUAUUACUCCUUUAUUUGUUAAUUAGUGGUGUAAUAUCGGCAUACACAAAUAAAGUUGUC